This is a messenger RNA of Anopheles maculipalpis, 873 nucleotides long. Its product is annotated as 3-oxoacyl-[acyl-carrier-protein] reductase FabG-like. The coding region runs from base 13 to 783 and encodes 256 amino acids. The record is from RefSeq and is a predicted model, not a curated record. NCBI's taxonomy places the organism in Eukaryota, Metazoa, Arthropoda, Insecta, Diptera, Culicidae. The transcript has 2 exons. Gene Ontology annotation, molecular function: oxidoreductase activity.
UACCUUCAAGAAAUGGAUUUUACCGGCAAAGUGGUGUUGAUCACCGGAGCAUCGUCCGGCAUCGGUGAGGGAACGGCCAUCUAUUUCGCCAAGUUUGGUGCUUCGCUUGCACUUACGGGACGCAACGAGGCCAACCUGAAGAAGGUGGGCGAUGCGUGUGAGGCAGCGUCGAAGAACAAACCGCUGCUGAUCGUUGCCGACGUUACCAAGGAGGAGGACAAUAAGCGUGUGCUGGAUGAGAUUGUUGCCAAGUAUGGCAAGUUGGAUGUGCUGGUCAACAAUGCCGGCAUACUGGGCAAUGGAUCGAUCGAGAACACGAGCCUGCAGCAGUACGAUGAGUUGAUGAACACGAACGUUCGUGGGGUGUAUCACCUGACCAUGCUGGCCGUCCCGUUGCUGAUAGCAACCAAGGGUAACAUUGUGAAUCUGUCGAGCGUUGCUGGAAACCGAUCGUUUCCGGGCAUUUUGGCGUACAGCAUGUCGAAGGCAGCGAUUGAUCAGUUUACGCGCUGCACGGCGCUGGAGCUGGCUCCGAAGCAGGUUCGCGUCAAUGCCGUCAAUCCGGGUGUCAUCAUUACGGACAUUCACAAGCGCGGCGGAAUGGAUGAGGAAGCGUAUGCUGCUUUCCUGAAGAAAUGUGAACAAACGCAUGCCCUGGGACGUGCGGGUGUAGCGGAAGAGGUCGCCUCUACAAUCGCCUUUUUAGCAUCGGAUGGUGCCAGUUUCAUUACCGGCGUUACGCUGAACGUGGACGGCGGUAGACACGCCAUGUGCCCGCGGUAAUGCGAGCCUUCGGACACAAUGACAUAACGCGUACAUUUAUCAUUCGAACGGUUUUAUUCGAAGUAAAACACUUUUAUCACUGUAACAUAA